UAACUGUGGGAAACACGCAGAGCGCAGCGGCAGGAGGCGCACGGACUUUAAACUCAAGACAUUUCCACUAAAAACAUGUCUCCUGCGAUGCUCUGAACCCGCGGACGUGGGAUCGCACCGUGUCUUCUUGAACAGGACUGCAUCUGCUUACUAUAAAGCCCAGUGUUGAGUGAUGCCUCCAGGCUCCAGCUCCGACUGCCCCCACCUCGACUGCGUGGGGGAGAUCACCAAAGAGGAACUCAUUCAGAAAUCUCACGGCCAGUGUCAAGACUGUGAAGUGGGAGGACCAAAUCUUUGGGCAUGUCUUGAGAACGGAUGCUCGUAUGUGGGCUGCGGAGAGUCUCACUCUGACCACAGCACCGUCCACUCACAGGACACGAGACACAACUUGACCGUGAACCUAACCACGCUCCGAGUCUGGUGCUACGCCUGCGCCAAGGAAGUCUUCUUGGAGCGAAAACUCGGACCAAACUCGCCCACCGGCAACAGCAAAGCCCUGACCUCUGCCCCCAGCGCUGCCCAGGAGCACAGCAGAUCCCCCGUGAGUCCGACGUCCCUGAGAGUGCCCUCUAGCGGUGGCACUGAGGACUUGGGCAUGGAGACAGAAGAGGAAGAGGACCCGCGGACGAGAGGACUGACCGGUCUGAAAAACAUCGGGAACACGUGCUACAUGAACGCAGCUCUUCAGGCCCUGUCCAACUGCCCGCCGUUGACGCAGUUCUUCAUCGAAUGUGGAGCCCUGGUGAGGACGGAUAAGAAGCCAGCGCUCUGUAAAAGUUAUCAGAAACUCGUAUCAGAUCUGUGGCACAAAAACAGACCUUCGUACGUUGUGCCGACCACUCUUUUCCAAGGGAUCAAAGCCAUUAACCCCAUGUUCCGAGGAUACUCACAGCAGGAUUCUCAGGAGUUCUUGCGCUGCCUGAUGGACCAGCUUCACGAGGAGCUGAAGGAGCCUCUCCCGGAGCCGUACGACGGCUCUAGCACCGUCUCUGUGGAAACCGGCCCCGAGGAGGACACCCGCAGCCAGUCGGACGAUUUCCAGUCCUGUGAGUCGUGCGCAAGCAGCGAGAAGGCAGAGAACGAGCUGCAGGGAGGAGGGGGAGACACCAACGAGGCGGAGAUGCUGAUCCCGGAGCAGGAGGAGAUCCAGGCCAACCGCGAGUGGCAGAAGGAGAAGAACAUGAUAAACGACUUGUACAGAUCCACAGGCAGAGGAGGAGGAGGAGGAGAAGGGGGGUUGACGGACGCAGACAAAGACAUAGACACCACCAACGAGACAACGCCCAUCAUCAGCACACAGGGGGCCCUCAAAGUACAGAGCCGCAUCUCAGAUUCAUUCCCAGACAUCCAGUUAUCCAACAACACGGUUCACCCGAGGCCCCAGAGCCCAGUGCCCAUGGAGGGUCACAUUCCCAAAAUGUCCACAAGCCCCCCCAAGUCCUCAGGAUGGCCCAGUCUCAACCCCGCCCACAAAAAAGCGAUGGCCACGUUUUCUCCACCAAAGAACAAACGACAGAAGAAAUAUCGCAGCGUCAUUUCAGACGUGUUCGAUGGGACCAUAGUCAGCUCCGUGCAGUGCCUCACCUGUGACCGGCUGGGUCACAGAGGCGGCAGUCUGAGCGCAGAGGCCCACACUUCCCUUUACACACACGCACUUCCUCCAGCUCUUCCAGGGGGACCCCAAAGUGUACGAAGUUUAAAACCACAGUGGAGAAAUUCCUGUAUCACCACAAGACAAUACAGGAAGGUGUCUGUGACGUUGGAGAACUUCCAGGACAUCUCAUUGCCCAUUCCCGGUAAAGAGGACCUGGCCAAGCUGCACUCCGCGUCCCAUCAGACGGCCCUGGUGAAGGCGGGCUCGUGUGGGGAGGCCUAUGCUCCUCAGGGCUGGAUCGCCUUCGUCAUGGAGUACAUCAAGAGCUGGUUCUGGGGCCCCAUGGUCACGCUGCAGGACUGUCUCGCUGCUUUCUUCGCUCGAGAUGAACUGAAGGGGGACAACAUGUACAGCUGUGAAAAAUGCAAGAAAUUACGAAACGGUGUCAAAUUCUGCAAGAUGCAAAGUCUCCCAGAGAUCUUGUGCAUCCACUUGAAGCGUUUCCGACACGAGCUGAUGUUCUCCACAAAGAUCAGCACUCACGUCUCGUUCCCUCUGGAGGGUCUGGACCUGCAGCCUUUUCUGGCCAAAGACAGUUCAGCCCAAACCACAAACUACGACCUGCUGUCUGUCAUCUGUCACCACGGCACGGCCAGCAGUGGACAUUACAUCGCCUACUGCCGGAACGACACCAACAACUUGUGGUACGAAUUUGACGACCAAAGUGUUACCGAAGUGUCCGAGUCCUGCGUGCAGAAUGCAGAGGCCUAUGUGCUCUUUUACAAGAAAAGUAACGAUGACGCGGUGAAGGAGCGGAGGAGGGUGUCUGGACUCCUGAACAUGAUGGAGCCCAGUCUGCUGCAGUUCUACGUCUCCAGACAGUGGCUCAACAAGUUCAAGACCUUCGCCGAGCCUGGACCGAUCUCCAACGACGACUUCCUCUGCAUACACGGAGGCGUACCACCAAACAAAGCCGGUUACAUCGACGACCUGGUUGUGAUGCUUCCGCAGAACGUCUGGGACCACCUCUACAGCAGAUACGGAGGGGGCCCUGCUGUCAACCACCUGUACGUCUGCCACACUUGCCAAAUCGAGAUCGAAAAAUUGGAAAAACGCCGGAAAAAUGAGCUGGAUAUGUUUGUACGGCUCAACAAGGCGUUCCAGGAGGAGGAGUCCCCGGUGGUCAUAUACUGUAUCAGCAUGCACUGGUUUCGGGAAUGGGAGGGCUUUGUCAAAGGGAAAGACAAUGAUCCACCAGGACCAAUCGACAACUCAAAGAUCACAGUGAAUAAGAAUGGGCAUUUAGCUCUCAAACAAGGAGCUGAUUCGGGGCAGAUCUCCGAAGAAACGUGGAACUUCCUCCACUCGAUUUACGGCGGCGGCCCCUUGGUCACGGUUCGCCCGAGCGUCACCCACCAAGAGUCGGAAACGAGCCAAUCGGAAGAGAAGAUCGAAGUGGAGACGCGGUCGCUUUAAAUUAUUCCGAAGAACACAUGAACUCUGCAAGGAAAAUCAAACUAAACGCCUUCAUUAUUUUGCACUUUUUAUUUCAAAUGGACCUCGCGUUUCCUCGCUUCACGGCAGCCUUUUGACAGCUCACAUGAAGAAAAAAUGACUUGCUGUACAGAUGUGUAUAAAAACGAGAAUAAGUCACCGUAGCAUUGUAGUUUCCACGUUUUUGAACCAAGCAUUUUGUUGAUGUGCAGCUAUGAGUCCUUCUGAAUGCCAUAUCUGUUUGUUUUGUUUCUUUUUUUUCCUCGACCAGAAUUUUACGUGUUGCUGAAAAUGAUCGAUCGAAAUAGGUUGUGUUCACAUUAGGAGCUGUCACAAGUAUCGAAAAUCUGAUGCUAAAACAGUUUUCCAACUAACCAGACGCCCAUGGACCACUGAGGGAUUGCACAGAUCAUCAACGCGGUAUCGGUAUUGAGUAUCGAGUCUAUUCUUUAGAAUCGAGUUUGUAAUUUUAGUUUCGUCACAACACUAGCUUUCUGUAACAUUCUUACAAUUUUGACCUGGCUUAAGAUUAAUAUCGCUGUAAUUACUGAACCUAACUACAUAAAACAAAACCGGCACAAACUUUAAUUCCUUCUCUAUCAGCACAAAUGAACUUUAACUAACUAAAGAAAUAAUAAUAAAUAAAUAAAAUGUGAACGCAACCUAUUACAUUGUUGAUUUUGCUGUAAAUAAGACUCACUUCUAUUGUAAUGAAUGGUGGAGAAAGAGAUAUUUGUGACACUGUUAAAAGGUUAUGAAGGGACUUAAUGGGAACUAGUCUCAGGAAUGAUUCUGUAUGUUUUUGCACUGAUCUGUAGAUGACUUCAAAACGGCGUGUUUUCAAUGCAAAUGUGUGGUUUGUAUUAGACCAGUGAUUCUCAAACUUCACGUACCGCCACAGAAAAUAUCGAGCUUUCAAAAAUGAUGUUAAAAAGGGGGUAUUACGCGAAAUUGGCCAUGCUAUAACUUUGUUCCCUCAUCAAAAACAUGCCUAAAGAGGUUUUAGCAUGUCUGAGUAAUCUAGCGAUCUCUCCCAGGCACUAUUCGAACCCUCCUUACUGUACGAUUAGCUGUACGAUUCGGUCCAAUGCUCCCACAUGACAAUUCUCCAUAAAUACACAAAUAGGAUGCAAAACGAUACACUACGACUUCACAAACCUGAUUUAAAUUAUUGAAAUGUUGUAAAGUGAUAGUGGAAGACGGAGAGCAAAGGGAGGAGGAACUCAACGAGCUUCAAAAAUGAAAAUGAAGCUUAUUAAAUAUGUUCAUACCGUAUUUUCCGCACUAUUAGGCGCUCUGGAUUAUAAGGCGCACUGUCAUAGAAUGGUCUAUUUUCUAACUUUUUUCACAAAUAAACCGCACCGGACUUUAAACGAAACACAACAGUUGGAUGGGUCCAUGGGAGUUUGUGGCGUUCACGGUGACUCUGGGCUUUGUUCAGUUGUGGCGUGUAGGGAGGGUGCUGUCUGGGAUCGCUGGAUUGUCGGCGUGUUCGCAGUGACUCAGUUGUUCAGUUGUGUCUAGAAGUGGCACAUUGCACUCACUUUUUCAGUUCAUUCGUCCGUUCCUCGUCGGCGUGGAGUGACGAGUGUGGCUGUGGGUGUUUUUCGCUGUGCAGUCGCUGUUUCCAUGUUCUGCGGAUAGUGCGGCUUUGUAGUUUACUGAAGUUGUGCUGGGACACCCGAGUGGAUUCGUGUAUAGGUUGUAGGUUGCUUUGGAUUGUGGGGCGCGUACUAAUAUUUUUUGAUGGGGCUGGAGGCUUUUGAGUGCGCCCUAUUGUGUGGAAAAUACGGUAAUUUGUUUUCUGCGAAUAUACGAUUUCCAAAACAAUAAUAAGUAACAUGGUGAUCUAAGUUUAUAAUGUGUUAGCAAUUAAAACCCCGUAGAUGUGUAAUACCCCCUCUUUAAUUACUAAACAUGACUUAAAAGUACACUGUGUAACUUUUCUGGUGAUGGGCCUGCGACCUGCUUGUCUCCAUGGAUAUGUUCUUGCGUUUCCUGAAAUGUUCCAAAGCAUGCUGUUAAACCUAUCUCGCUUACAUUUACUCAUUUACAAGUCUUUUAGUGCACAAAAAUCCCUUGAAAAACAUAGGAGCGGGGAUGUCUUUCUGCAAAUCUGAUAUGUUUAAUGCCGUACUAUGGAACAUUCCCGGCAAAGCAAUAACAUAUGAAAAAGCAUGCGCCUAUCCUCUACUAGAAAAGUCAUAAUAUUGUCUAAAAUAGGUCUAAACCAGGACUGAAACUCUUCGAAAACGGGUCUGAACUGGUUUGAAGACCCACUGACCGCUGGUACCGGCCCCAGUUUGAGAACCACUGCAUUAGAAUGUACCAUUAACGAAAGUACGUUGGCAGCACUUGACUAUUUAUCACAAACAAGAAGUGAAUUUUGCAUUUAUGUCGAUAGAAUUUGCAUAUUUAAAGAGAAAAGACUACAUGGGCAGGCCACAAGCUGUUUAAGAAUGCAUGCUCGAAAUCAUAUUACACAUGUUCACGUUUAACCGCAUGUACAUUGAAAGCUGCUCACAAUCUCUAGAACAGUGUCCACUAUAUUAAACUAAACUAGAGAAAUCGCACUAUCUUUAAUCUUAGAAAACUAAUCAAUUAAAGGCAUUAUUUUUUUUCAGAAUUAAAGGGCAUGUUGCUUCAAGUGUUGGCUACCGAGGGAAUCGGCCAACAACAAAUCACUGUAAUGCUACGAGAAGUCAUUGCAUAUGUCCCUAUACGUAAGAUCUUUGCUGAUUUUGCAAGCUGGCACUAUUAAAACUUGAUAAAUCCAUGCUGAAAA
Molecule: messenger RNA, 5873 nt
Organism: Boleophthalmus pectinirostris (great blue-spotted mudskipper)
Lineage: Eukaryota; Metazoa; Chordata; Actinopteri; Gobiiformes; Gobiidae
Gene: usp33
Product: ubiquitin specific peptidase 33
Exons: 25
Coding region: 173-3070 (965 amino acids)
Biological process (GO): protein deubiquitination
Molecular function (GO): cysteine-type deubiquitinase activity; zinc ion binding
Source: RefSeq, a predicted model, not a curated record